AUGGCUGACCGUCUCAAGUCCAUUGUCAACCAACUGACGCCCUCAACCGGCGGUCUGGCGGCACUCACCACCAAGAACCCCGACGACAUUGUCAUCACCCUCGCCAUCCGCACACCUCUCACAAAGGCCCACAAGGGUGGUUUCAAGGAUACCACACUCGAUGGCCUCCUCGUCAAGACAUUGAAGCAGGUCGUUGCAAAGGCCAACCUCGAUCCCGCCCUUGUAGAAGACAUUUGCCUGGGCAACGUCUCCGAUGCAAAGGCUGCCUACUACAUCCGCGCCGCCAUGCUCGCUGCGGGUUUCCCCAACACCACAUCUGGAUCAUCCCUCAACCGUUUCUGCUCGUCAGGUCUUAAGGCAGUGCAGGACAUUGCCAACCAGAUCGCCGUCGGCAGCAUCGAGAUUGGUCUGGCCGUUGGCGCCGAGAGUAUGACCGUGGGUGGAGACAGGCUCGAGAGGCCCUUCGUCGCCGAGGUCCUUGAGAACCAAGAGGCAUCCGACUGCAUGCAGCCCAUGGGCCAGACAUCAGAGAACGUCGGCAACGACUUCAACAUCUCGCGUGAGCGCCAGGACAGGUUCGCCGCAGAGUCAUACCGAAGGGCCGAGGCUGCUCAGAAGGCUGGCUGGUUCGACGACGAGAUUGUGCCCAUCACCACUGUCGUCAAGGACCCCAAAACUGGCGAGGAGAAGACUGUUGUUCUCACAAAGGACGAGGGUAUCCGACCUGGCACCACCUUCGAGAGCCUGCAGAAGGUCAAGCCCGCUUUCCUGCCCCACGGCGACAAGUCACACGCUGGAAACUCUUCCCAACUUACCGACGGAUGCGCCGCCAUCCUCCUCAUGAAGCGCUCCACCGCCGAGAGGCUCGGCCAGCCCAUCAUGGCCAAGUACAUCGGCGCCACCGUCGCCGGUCUCGCCCCAAGAAUCAUGGGUAUCGGCCCAUCCGUCGCCAUCCCCAAGCUCCUCACCAAGUUCAACAUUGCCCUCGACGACGUCGACCUCAUCGAGAUCAACGAGGCUUUCGCAUCCAUGGCCGUAUACUGCCUCGAAACCCUCAAGAUCGACCACUCCAAGCUCAACGUCCGCGGUGGUGCCAUCGCCCUUGGUCACCCUCUUGGAUGCACGGGUGCCCGACAAAUCGUCACUGGUCUCAGCGAGUGCAGGAGGCAAAAGAAGAAGGUUCUUCUCACCAGUAUGUGCAUUGGUACUGGUAUGGGAAUGGCUGGUCUUUUCAUCAACGAGCAGAAUGUGUAA
Bipolaris zeicola 26-R-13 is the source of this 1254-nucleotide messenger RNA. RefSeq lists its product as uncharacterized. The record is from RefSeq and is a predicted model, not a curated record. Bases 1 to 1254 code for a protein of 417 amino acids. The transcript is spliced from 2 exons. Gene Ontology annotation, cellular component: peroxisome. Gene Ontology annotation, biological process: fatty acid beta-oxidation; phenylacetate catabolic process. Gene Ontology annotation, molecular function: acetyl-CoA C-acyltransferase activity. Lineage: Eukaryota; Fungi; Ascomycota; Dothideomycetes; Pleosporales; Pleosporaceae.